CUUGAGACACUUCAUUGUUCAGGAAAAAGACGUUGCAAGAUGGUUCAUGGACAGCUGGAGGUCCGACUGAACGACAGAGAGUACAAAAACUGGCUGAAGGCAGGACGGUGUCUGCUCAUACUGAAGGAGGGCCUCCACCCUUUCGUCAACAGACAGAUGAGAGAUUUCCACAGAUACUUGCUCAAUCAAGACGUUCUUAGACAGACACCGUGUAAGACUUCAUGUAGAUCGAGAGGCAACAAGCUUUCCCAGGUAUGCAGAGCAUGUUCAGUGUGGCAGAAUGUGAUCCUGAGACACCACAGACAGCCUGAUUGUACAGUGAACUGGGACAACUGUUUCCCUCCCUCCUGGAGAACAGACCACUGGGAGGUGGCCAAGGCUUUUAUGCCCCGAGGUCAGGUCAAAGUGAAGGGUGCACAUGAAUGCGAUGCCUCUGCUCUGCUCAACCUGAUCAAUUACUGUAAUUAUUUCCAUGUGGAUGUAAAAUAUGUGAAAGAGGUGAUACGAUACAGGAAUGAGUUGAUGCACUCUUGUGAUUUCCGAGUGACGGAUGACUGGAUGAGGCGUUACCGGACCUCUCUGACACACCUUGUGCAGCAGUUCAGCAACGUACCAGAAAUGGCAGCAACUGAACAACAGAUAAAUGACAUGCUGGCCGUUGAUUUGUCAAUAUCUGCCUCUGGUUGUGACCAAAGGGAUUCUGCUUUAGAGUUUGAUUCUGAUAGCCAGCCCAAGAUCAGCGCUGACAUAAUCAGUCAAUGGGAAGCUGAGUUGCUACAAGAGAGGCUGGAGGAGUUACUGCAUGCUGCUGCUGCUCCUGCCGAUGAUGAUACAGAGACACUGGAUGCUGAGCAGUUGAGGACCCUGGGUGGUUUCCUGCAGACCAACACAGAUCUGGCUGAGAGGUUUUCUUCAGAGCUCCAAGCCAUCAACUCACUGAAGGCGGGAAAAUGAAAACGUGCACUGAACAGAAACGGACCCGAGUGCUUAUACAGCUACACAAUAUUGAAUCCUUGUCAAGGAUUCAUUAUCACAUAAGGGGCUAAAUUCACAAAAGGACUUUGCGGCUUUUGCGGUCGCUAAACUUACACAAAUGAGUAAAAAAAAAAACUAAUUCAACUGCACUGCCAAGCAAAUAGUAUGUCAGUGCUCCUUUUCUGUUUGGGUGUAUGUAAAUUAGAUUAUAUGCAUACAAUUGGUGCAAAAUGUGUCCCUUUAUAUGCAAAUGAGCAUCAUUGCAAAUACAGUUUAAUUCACAAAGACCAGCGCCAGUAGCAACACACAUUAGAGUCAAAUUAUUAGUGUCUUCAGAGAGUUGGUGGUUACUGAAGCCACUUUCUCUUUCAUUCACUCACUUCUCUUUUCCAAUCUUCAAGCUUGUGAGGCAUUGAACGAUAUUGAAUCGAACACAGAACAUUAAUUACCGUCAGAUCCUGACAGAUCCGGUGUUAAUGCAGUUACUGCUGUUGUGCAGCGUGCAUAAAUGCGCACCGUGUCUUUCUCAGUUUAGAGACACGCUGCAGCCAGCUGUGGACUACCAACAGAACAUCAUUACUCUGAAUAACAUUAUUGUAAAAUUCAGACAUGAAUCCAAACAUAUCAAACCUUCCUGUGUCACAUUAAUAUAGUUGUAUUUGAACAUUUCACAGUAGAUGAUAUUAUAGAUGCAAAGUUAGUGAUAAGUUAGUUUGCAGCUGUGGAGAAUGCUGCGUGUGUGCACUUCUGCUAAUUCAAUUCACACAAUUUGAGGCUUAUGUGCUCUCUGCAGGUUUCAUUAUGUACCCAUCUGUGUGCUGAAAUGUGGAUAAAAGCCUGGAAACAGCUGCGAUCACUCAAACAGAUGCAAAACCAGGCAAAUUGCACUUAGUAGAAAAACUUUAUGGGUGUGUUUGCACCAUCAUAUCAUUAGUGCAAUAUAUUUUAUGAAUGGGACCUUGAGAAGUGGCAGAUAGCGGUCGCAAAUGAUGCGUUAUUCAUGGAGCUAUCAGCAGCCGUAGUCCAUUUCGUAAAUUCGCUCGUUAGAUUUGUCUGCUGUUUUCUAGUUUUGUGUUUAUUUAUAAUCCUGAUUCUGUUUACUUAUAAUUGUUUGUCUUAUUCUCUGACUGAUGUCAGAAACUUUAUGAACAAGCUACAGUUGAGAGCAUAAGUAAAUACAAAUAAUGCACCUCCCUAUAACUCAGAAGAUGCAAAUCAGUCUCAUAAAGCUCUUCAGUCUUAAUGAACAAUGCUUUAAUAUCAUGAUAUUGUGGAAUUUUCUGUUCCAGUGUCUUAGGAGAGUUGUGAUUUUUAUGCACAACUUACCCAAUGUGAAUCUAAACUAGUGCUUUGGCGAAGCAACCUGAUUCAUGACCAAAGAGAUCCUGCAGACGUUCAGAAUAAAGAGAUGGAUGCCCCUCCUUGAUCCUUA
This is a messenger RNA of Scomber scombrus (Atlantic mackerel), 2407 nucleotides long. RefSeq lists its product as uncharacterized. NCBI's taxonomy places the organism in Eukaryota, Metazoa, Chordata, Actinopteri, Scombriformes, Scombridae. The record is from RefSeq and is a predicted model, not a curated record. The transcript has 6 exons. Bases 40 to 954 code for a protein of 304 amino acids.